GGAGAAGUGGAUUUGAAGCCGUGUGAGGACGAUGAAAUGGAUGUCGUACGCGAAGCAGAAGGUAGCUACAAACUAACGAGUGCUAUUUUCGUGUGGUUUUUGAUACAUAGUUCCCAUGAAUUCCUAGUAGAAACAACAGCAGUCCUUGUCUCGUCAAAAUCAAAGGUACUACUCUACCCUCUGGGCGGUUGCUCCAGCACUUGGACGACGAGGACAUGGAGAUCGAGUUGGAUUUUUGGCAGGGAGCGGAAAUGGAUGGUUUGAGCACGCGCUUGCCGACGAAGUCCACUCAGAAGAGCGGCACGGGCAUAUUGAGAGGAAAAAUCCCCCCUCCCCAUAUCGAAAAGGUAUGUUUUCGAAAAUUUCUCUUGCUGAUUUGAGAGCACAAAUCACGUCUGUCUUGCAAGAAGACAAGUGCAGAGGCUUCCGCGUCAUUAUGGAAGCGAUUUGGCAUGCUCUUGGGCCUAGGGGUCAGCCGUUUGUAAUGCUAAGCAACUAGACCUAAGCGCCCCUUCCUUGACUGAGAAUCGGGCUGCGAUGCCGUAUUGCAAGACAGCGCGCAUUUGUGUACGGAAAUCCAGCAUCAGAAACUUCGUCUCGAUAUGGGGAGGGGGGAUGUUUCUUUCUGAUAGGGCAGCUCGAGCAGUCAACACCAAAAUAGAUCCACCCAGUCCGGGUCGAGCGGAGGGGAAGACGAUAAUAUGUCUGGUAUAAUAAUCCGACGUGGUGACAUCGAUGGUUUACUUGUGGUUUCAUGUUUGUUAUUUCAGGUAGUUGUGUUUCUGGUGGCUGUGGUUGAAAUUGCACUAAAAAUAUGUGCGCGACGAUGAAGUGAAUGAUAUAGAUUUUCGAUAUCAGGACAACAUUUUUGUCUACAAUACAGGUGGCGACGACGACGACAACGACCGCGACGGGGUUCACGAAAAGAAGAACAACAAUAGCCAGGACGACGGUGCUAGUACGAACGCCUCAGCAGCAUUUUCUUCCGCAUCAAAAGAGGAGAACAACAGUAAAAACGCCGAACAAGUAGAAAAACAGAAGCAAGGCCACCUCUCGUUAAGCGAGGCGAUGAUGCGGCGGAAUGUGGACGCGGUGUGGCGAGGGCUAAUGGAGACCAGCGGUAUCCGGCGCUUGCGUCGCGGCAGGAG
Amoebophrya sp. A120 is the source of this 1148-nucleotide messenger RNA. Lineage: Eukaryota; Dinophyceae; Syndiniales; Amoebophryaceae. The record is from the annotation of a GenBank genome assembly.